Molecule: messenger RNA, 2344 nt
Organism: Onychostoma macrolepis
Lineage: Eukaryota; Metazoa; Chordata; Actinopteri; Cypriniformes; Cyprinidae
Gene: xndc1n
Product: xrcc1 N-terminal domain containing 1
Exons: 10
Coding region: 182-1405 (407 amino acids)
Biological process (GO): base-excision repair; single strand break repair
Cellular component (GO): nucleus
Molecular function (GO): damaged DNA binding
Source: RefSeq, a predicted model, not a curated record
GCUGGCAUCAAAGCCAGGAUGAGUUUACUUGACUGGAGCAAGAACUGGAAAUAUGAUUAACUGCAGUGGAAAAACACAUGACAUGCCACGAGAGGGCAUCAUCGCCGGGUGAGGCCGCGCUGUGGGCGGAGCUAUCGAGUUCAGGCGGGAAAAACAAAUACGUGAUGACGCAACACGUUGAAUGAGUUGUGUUUCUGCGAUGGCUCCCAUCAAAAUAAAACAUAUCGUCUCGUUUACAUCACAGGAUAGUAAGAAUGGUGUGAAUAAUCUGUGUGAAGACAGUAACAGCAGCAGACCGUGGUUGUGCAGCGUCCAGGACCGCAGUGGAGUCCUCAGGGUGGAAUUACAGAUGGAGCGAGUAUCUGCUGUAGGAUUCAUUGAUGUUGGCAACUGUGGCUCUGCGUUCAUUCAGGUUGAUGUCGGCCGCUCCUCCUGGUCAUUAGACCAUCCUUAUGUCACCCUGCUGCCCACUGCAACACUCAUGAGUCCAGCGGACUCGAAACAGGGCAUUGGCCGUCAAAAUGUGCGCAUGUUUAAAAAAGUUGAUUUUCUCCCUCAGGCUGCUGAGGAGAGCUGGGACAGACUGCGAGUCACCUGCACUCAGCCUUUCAACAAAUGGUCACAGUUUGGUCUGUCCUUUCUGCGCAUCCGCACCAUGGAAGACCAGGCCGAAGAUUCCUCAGUGCAACAUGAAGAUAUUGCUGUUGAAAAUCUGUGCACACCAGAAAAGAUGACAUCCGUGAUGGAGUGGCUUUCCAGUCCAGCUAUCCAAAACACAUUUUUUGGGCGAAUAACAGGGGAUGUCUCCUCAGAUCGCCAAAGGAAUGCUGGGAGUUUGAGUCGGGCAGAGCGCAUGGUCAAAGCCGCCCAUUCUAACAGACGCUCCUUGUCAACAUCCCCCUGCAGUACUACAUCCAGCACAACACCUCCGAGAGAAGAUAAGUUGAAAACCCCACCAGGUGGAUUGAGCACUUCCAGUGACCAAAUAAACACCCCUCAAGAGCAAAGGAAGAAGUCAAAGGCACGGCAGAGCCUUAUAAACAGUGGCGCUCCUCGAAAGAGAUCCAGACCUACAGAAUCCACCCAUAAACCCAGCACAACGAGCCCACACAGAAGUGCCCACCAGGCUCCACAGGGCUCUCCUGAGACGAGAUGUCCUCUUUGCGGAGAAUCCUUCAGUCCUGAUUAUCUGGCUUUCCAUGCUUCCACCUGCCUGGAUUCUGAUUCAGCGGAGCUCAUGGGAGUCAGGGAAACAGAGGUCAUGAGCUCACAGUACUCUUCUGGCGCAGAUGAGCAUAUGGUUUCAUGUCCUCUUUGCUCCUUCCGAUUCCCCCCAGACCGUAUCCAGCAGCACGCCAGCACCUGUGGCGACACGGUAGACCCAGGUACUGUGUGGCUGAACUGAGAGAAGAGCACUGUGGUCUCAGAAACCUUCUCAGAAUAGCAACAUACAAAUAGAAAUCAGGUAUUCUCUUGGUUUGAAAGGCCUUGUCCAUUCAAACGGCUUAUGAAUUUUGGAGAAUACAGAUGCCUCCCUAAAAAGACUGUUUUUAGAGACAUUAUGACAUUUUUGACUGGCUGUAAAUAUGUUUGUCGUCUUAUCUGCUUUUCACUCUCUUUGUGAUAUCAAUUAGAAUGUUAAAUUAAACCAUUGUUUGUAAUUGAUUACAACAUAUUGUCAUAAAUAUAAAAUAUAUUGUUUAGAAAGUUCAGAUUUGUUAUAUGUCUCACUUGUUCAAGAACACAAAUAAAUACAUUUAUUUGGUUUAAAAGUGAAUAUAUAUAUAUACAAUGCUGUUUAAAAGUUUUUAAUAGGUCAGAUGUUUUAUUGUUUUUUAAGAAGCUUCUUUUCAUCAUAGCUGCAUUUAUUUGAUCAAAACUACAGUAAAAACAGUAAUACUUUGAAAUAUUAUUAACAUUUAAACUAUUGGAAUAUAUUAUAAAAUGUGGUUUAUUCCUGUGAUAGCAAAGCUGAAUUUUCAUCAGCAAUUUCUUCAGUUUUGAAUCCUUCAGAAAUCAUUCUAAUAUGCUGAUUUGGCGCUCAAAAACAUUAUUAUUAUUAUCAAUGUUGAAAAUGGAUGAGCUGCUUAUUAUUAUUGUGGAAACUGAUACAAUUUUUCAGAAUUCUUUGAUGAAUAGAACGUUCAAAUGAACACCAUUUAUUUGAAAUCGAAAUCUUUUGUAACAAAUGUUUUUACUGUAACUUUUGAUCAAUUUAAUGUGUCCUUUCUGAAUGAAAGUAUUCAUUUCUUUAUAAUAUUUCCUUCCUGAUCACAAGCUUUUUAACUGUAGUGUAUGUGUCAGAAAAAACUCAUUAAAUAUUUUCCUUUUUAAAUAAAACAAA